AUGUCUCCCACAAUGGUAGAACACAACAGCUUGGAUGUUAUGUGCCUGAACAAAUACUGCAACAGCUCCUCAUCGUCUUCCAGCUCAGAGAACGAAAAAACAAUUUGGACAAAACUGAAACUGAAUUUGGCAGAGGAUUACCCGAGGAAGAACGCAGAGAUUCUGAGUGGACAAUAUGGGACCAAUGUGCUGCUGAUUGGAGCGGCGCUCAUGCUGGCCCUGGCCCACCACAACCCAUCUGUCAAGGAAGAUCACCUGUUGUCUUUUCUCACCUGCCUCAUGAUACUCCAGCUCGUCUGGAUGCUGUGGUACAUGAUGGUGCGGCGCAGACAUAAGAACACACGCACAGAGAAGGAUGUCCAUGCCACCACAUGCUGGAUCAGAGGUGGUUUGACUCUUCUUGCACUCCUUUCAAUGAUCAUGGACGUGUUCCGAAUCGGAUAUUAUGUUGGAUAUCAAGGUUGUGUGUCGGCCAUUCUCGGGGUUUAUCCUGUCAUCCAUGCAAGUCAUACCAUAUCACAGGUGCACUUUCUCUGGUUUCACAUCAAGGAUGUCAUUAAAAGCUUUGAAACAUUAGAGAGAUUUGGUGUAAUCCAUGCAGUUUUUACUAACCUUCUCCUCUGGUCCAGUGGUGUGAUGUCAGAAGCCGAGCACUUCUUGAACAACCAUAAGAGAAGGCUCUCUGCGCUGGGAUAUGAAAACCUCACUAUAGUUCACAACGAGCCUCAGUGUAACUGCACCACCAGCACAUGUUCUAUGUUCUCCAACAGUCUCUACUAUCUCUAUCCCUUCAACAUUGAAUACCACAUCUUUGUCUCCGCUAUGCUUUUUGUUAUGUGGAAGAACAUUGGAAGGACAAUUGACCUUUCUUCUAAUCAGAAACGGUUGGCUACCAAAACUCAAGGUCUGACCCUAGGCCCCAUUCUGGGUCUAAUUGCCCUCGCAAGCACCAUUGGGAUUCUGGUGGUUUACAUAACACACGUAGAGGGUUCAGUUCAAACACGGCGGUCAGCAAUUUCCAUGUUCUACAUCUAUGGCAUUGUCAUGCUGGUGUUUAUGUGCUCUGCCUGUGCUUCAGGUUUGCUUAUAUAUCGAGCAGAUCACAUACCACCGGACGUUUCUAAGAACCCCUCAAGGCAGCUGGAUACAGAGCUGCUUUUUGGAUCCUCUAUUGGCUCCUGGUUCAUGUCCUGGUGCAGCAUAGUAGCUGUGCUGGGAGCCACCAGCAGUCCCCCUUACCGCUGGACCAAUUUGAUCUAUUCUCUGCUUGUUGUAUUGGAGAAGUGCAUCCAAAACCUCUUUAUCAUAGAAUCUCUCUACCGCCAGCAGGACAAUGCUGGGCGGUGUGACCCCGAAUUAGUAGCUUCGCCUGAAAUCUUCUCAGUGACUUCAUCUUUGGCCCCACCUUACAAUGGAAUCUUCAACCGAGCUUAUGACACACCGGACAGGGCUUGUGUUGCUAUGGAGAACGAGCAGGAAGAGAGUGGACAGGUGUACAAAUGUCCAGGGAAGCCAUCUGAUGUGGCAACGCCUUUUGGAAACCAAGUGGCCAAAACUCCAAACCUCAAGAGGCAAAUCCUAAAGAACAUUGCUGUCUUCCUGAUUAUGUGCAACAUCUCGCUUUGGAUCCUCCCCGCCUUUGGCUGUCGGCCGCAGUAUGAGAAUGGGCUGGAACAGGAGGCUUUUGGUUUCAGCAUAUGGACUACAACACUCAACUUUGCAGUUCCUUUAAACCUAUUCUAUCGCAUGCACUCGGUUGCUUCUCUGUUUGAGGUCUUCCGUCGUGUCUAA
Messenger RNA from Nerophis lumbriciformis (worm pipefish), 1791 nucleotides. Lineage: Eukaryota; Metazoa; Chordata; Actinopteri; Syngnathiformes; Syngnathidae. The record is from RefSeq and is a predicted model, not a curated record.